AUGGACGAGAGUGAGAAGGCCGCCUUGGCCUCCUUCUCAGCCGAGGCUUUCAGCUACCUCAGUCUCGGUAUCGCCGUCAUUCUUCUCCGCACAUUCACUCGAACCCGGCAGGUUGGUAUCACGGGUCUCACGGCCGACGACUACUUCAUGCUUCUCACGAUUGUGCCCUACACCACUGAGACAGUCCUUGCGCACGCCGUCGGUCAGCAGUUCAAUGGAUUGACCAAUAGUGGCAUGACUGAUGCCGAGCGUGCUGCUCUUUCUCCCGAUAGCGAAGAGUGGGCUUGGAGAGUGGCAGGGUCAAAGGUCCAGAUCGCAGGCUGGUGCAUGUAUGCAUCAGUAUUGUGGACAAUCAAAGCCUCCCUGUGCGCCUUCUACUCGCGUCUAACGGACGGUGUUCACGGCUACCGCGUUCGAAUUCUCACAGGAUACGCAAUCAUCGGAGUGACAUAUCUUGUCGUUAUUCUCACCUACCUGUUGAGCUGUCAGCCUUUCAGCCACUUUUGGCAAAUCUCCCCCGACCCAGGGAACCUCUGUCAGCCUGCUCUAUCCAAGGUGUACGUCCUCCUGUCGGUUACUCUCAACAUCGCAACCGACGCCUACCUCAUCCUCAUCCCCGUUCCUAUGCUCUGGGGGACUCAGCUUCCCACCUUUAAAAAACUCACGCUCGUCGUCGUCUUCUCCGGAGCCCUGUUCGUCAUGGCUGCCGGUCUUUUACGCGGCAUCCUCAUCCUCAAGCAUAACGGAGGUUUCUACGCAAUGAACACUGCUAACCGACACCCUAUUCAGAACCCCAUCGACGGCCCCAGAGAAGGCUCAGCCUGGGCCGUGCGCGAGUCCUUCGUCGCCGUCGUCACCUCGUGCCUCCCCAUGAUCUGGGGCUGGCUCAAGAUCAAGCUCAAGCCCUUCCUCGGCUCCCUCCUCUCGUCCCAGUCCAAGAAGAACGGCCCGGAGCCGGGGAGCAUCAUGCUCGGGGACACCAGCGACGGCUCCGCCUGGCGCUCGGGCAACCGCACGGCCACCGCGACGUCCCGCAGCAUCACCACCCGCGUCUUGCCCGCCGCCGAGCGCAGCAGCUCCGACCUCAGCCUCAGUCCCAAGGCCCUAGGCGGCAUCACGAAGCAGGUUGCCAUCUCCGUGUCGUCUAAGAAGGCUGGAGAUGCGACGGACGCGGGGAGUGACAGGAAGGUGCACACGCAGCUGAAGCUUGAUAACAAGUGGUCAUAG
Messenger RNA from Clonostachys byssicola, 1227 nucleotides. NCBI's taxonomy places the organism in Eukaryota, Fungi, Ascomycota, Sordariomycetes, Hypocreales, Bionectriaceae. The record is from the annotation of a GenBank genome assembly.